Messenger RNA from Nicotiana tabacum (common tobacco), 2099 nucleotides. NCBI's taxonomy places the organism in Eukaryota, Viridiplantae, Streptophyta, Magnoliopsida, Solanales, Solanaceae. The record is from RefSeq and is a predicted model, not a curated record.
AUUUGGACCAAUGUCUGUUUUAAUUUGACUAUAUUUUGACUAAACACAAGUCAGUCUGAAAGCUCACCCUUUUUCUCUGCUGCGAGCAGCUUGUUCCUCUCACAUCGGGCUUCUCCGGCGAACUCCUCGCCGGUCUCUUUCUCCGGCGAAAUCGAUCUUUAAGUUUUUACAUCUUUCUCUCUCUUCCUCUCUCUCUCUCUCUCUCUCUCUCUAAAUUUGCUACUUUCUGUCUCUCACUCGACAAGAAAACCCUAACCCCCUCGCCAAGUGAUUGUUAAAGGUACAGUGCAAAUGCAAGUUAUGGAAACUUCAUCUAGUGGAUAUCGGUUUCGGAGAAUACCACGCCACUCCUUUGCUGGUUCUGUGAAUUUAGAUCCCCUGCUUGAUGAAAAUUUGGAGCAGUGGCCACAUUUAAACGAACUUGUGCAAUGCUACAGAACCGACUGGGUAAAAGAUGAGAACAAGUAUGGUCACUAUGAAAGCGUCAGCCCAGCUUCAUUUCAGAAUCAGAUAUACGAGGGUCCUGAUACUGAUAUUGAAACAGAGAUGCAUCUUGCAAAUGCUAGGCGACCUAAGAUUGAGGAUUCAAUUGAUGAUGAAAUCCCUAGCACUUCUGGGACACAACUCUCUGAAACUAAUUUCUCUGACCUCUCGAACGCCAAAGUCUCUAAGCAUUUUGGUGAAUCCCCCCUACCGACUUAUGAACCAGUUUUUGACUGGGAAAAUGAAAGGUCACUAAUAUUUGGGCAAAGGAUUCCAGAAGCUCAUAUGUCCCAGUAUACGAGUGGUCUGAAGAUUGCCGUGAAAGUCCUAUCAUUGUCAUUUCAAGCUGGACUUGUUGAGCCGUUUUAUGGCACAAUUUGUUUAUAUAAUAGGGAGCGAAGAGAAAAACUUUCAGAGGAUUUUAUUUUCCAUAUAUUGCCUACCGAAAUGCAAGAAGCAAGCAGUUCCUGUGAACGGCGUUGUAUUUUUCAUCUUGAUGCUCCAUCAGCAUCUAUUUGUCUGCUAAUCCAACUAGAAAAGCCUGCAACUGAAGAAGGUGGAGUGUCUCCUUCUGUUUAUUCACGAAAGGAACCAGUUCAUCUGACAGAGAGAGAGAAACAGAAGCUACAAGUGUGGUCGCGGAUCAUGCCUUAUAAGGAGUCCUUUGCCUGGGCCAUCAUUCCACUCUUUGAUAGUAACAUUACUUCUGUUGCUGGCUCUGCUUCUCCCAGCAGUCCUCUUGCUCCAAGCGUUUCAGCUUCAAGUUCUCAAGAGGGUGUCACUGAUCCGGUUUCAAAAAUUACAGCUGAUGGAAAGCUUGGUUAUUCAAAUGGGAACUCUAUUGUGGUCGAAGUGUCUAACUUAAAUAAAGUCAAAGAAGGAUAUACCGAGGAAUCACUCCAGGAUCCAAAGCGAAAGGUUCAUAAACCAGUAAAAGGUGUCUUGAAAUUGGAAAUCGAAAAGCUGCCAGCUAGCUCUGCUGAAGUUGAAAAUACUUUGGAGAGUGGGAGUCUGGCUUAUGAUUCUCUUGAUCAUGGAGACCAUUUGACUGAUUCGGCUUCUAUGAAACGCCCUACUAAUGGUUCCUUUUCUAAGUCUAAAUCCUUUGAGAUGAAAGAGCUUGUUCGGAAUGGUUCAAUUGCUCACGAAAAUGUGGAAAAUUCUGCUGAUGAUUUUGAAGCUUUUGACUUCCGCACGACGACAAGAAAUGAACCUUUCUUGCAGCUCUUUCACUGCUUAUAUGCCUACCCCUUGACUGUUAGUAUGAGUCGGAAAAGAAACGUGUUUAUACGUGUUGAACUGAGAAAGGACGACACAGACGUUCGGAAACCACCUCUAGAGGCUAUGCAUUCAAGGGAACCAGGUGUACCACUUCAGAAAUGGUCACACACACAAGUUGCUGUUGGGACAAGGGUCGCCAGCUACCAUGACGAGAUCAAAAUUUCUUUGCCUGCUAUUUGGACACCAUUGCAUCACCUUUUGUUUACUUUCUAUCAUGUUGAUCUUCAAACAAAACUUGAAGCCCCAAAGCCGGUGGUAAUUGGAUACGCUUCACUUCCAUUGUCCACACAUGCGCAGUAUGUUUCUAUUCUUUGACUUAAGAGUCAUUGUCAUUU